CAUCGCUGUGACGCGUUGGCGCGGUCUCUUAUACAUCUUGAACUUGAACACUCACAACGGCGUGAUGAAGCUGCAGCUGGCAUUUUAUCUCCUCAUCCUUUUUGUGCUCCGCUAUUUCGCCUACUUCUUUAUAUGCCAGCUAGAGGAAAGCAAGCACGUGUAUACUGAAGAAAAAUAUGUACCAAUGGAUGGCAACCCUCGUUAUUCAAAUCCUACUAGAAACUGCCAGAGUAAUCAAUCGUUUGUGGACUUUGGGAGCGGAAGUCUGACAUGUGAACAAAGGACGAGAGUCGAGCAGUGUAUACAAACAUACCAGGAGGAAUACAUACGGGCACUAAAGGAGGAAAUUGCGGACAGGGAUAUUCGCUACACCAGCCACUCCUACCUCGACAGGAAUAGCUUCAUGAUCGAGGCGGGAGGACAUCGCGGAAAUGACACAUAUGAAUUCAACUCCCGUUAUCAUCCCGGUUUUUAUAUUGUAUUAGAACCAGUUCCUGUAUUUUAUGACAUAUUGGUGAAAAAAUUCCAGCAAUCACCAAACAUAGCGGUCUAUAACUUUGGAAUCGAUGUAAAAGAUGGAAAUUUUAAUAUAAGUGAGUCGAGUGACAAUGCAGUUUCCAUAUUUAUGACCGACAAUCAAAAGGGUAGGAGGAUACAAAUUGUCAAUACUACAAGAUUCUUUGAGAAAUUGUCUGUGAGGAGUCGGGAAGUGGACCUGAUAACGCUGAACUGCGAGGGUUGCGAGUAUGCUGUACUGGACCUCCUCCUGUCUACAGACUACAUACGUCACUUCCGGAACAUUCAGUUCCAGUCUCAUAGAAUUCCAGGAAUAUGUUAUCCAGUCAGGCGAUUCUGCUGGUAUCAGGAAUUACUUGGAAAAACACAUAAACUUAUAUUUCAGUUCAAGUUUGUGUGGGAGAGUUGGGCAAGAAUAUGAAUGUGCGUUUUCUUUAUAAAAGCAUACCCGUUUGUUGGGGUCGGUACAUAGAUUUAUAAACCAAAGAAAACAGAUUGACCGAGGACGCAGUCCAAGCUGGUAUACAAUUUACAUAUAAUUUUGUGUUUAUAGCUCCAUGUAAAACUGGAAAAUACAGAUGUUGUUUAGUUAAAUACUGAUUGGAUGGGUCGAAUUGGUUUUUGAUUCCAAAAUAAAAUAUUUAUUCAAACACAAUGUGAAUAAAACAAGCAUUUAUUUGGACGACGUGUUUCAAAUUCAUUUUUGUUAACCAUCUUUUGAACGAUAACAAAAAUGCAAAAUUUUGAAUAGUGAUAUUGUAAAAGAAAUGUUUUCCAAUAAUUAGAUCCAUCAAGUUCUCUAUUUUGCUCGACUAAGGUCAAAUGUCUUUUUUCUUCUGACGAACAU
This is a messenger RNA of Mizuhopecten yessoensis (Yesso scallop), 1363 nucleotides long. RefSeq lists its product as uncharacterized. The record is from RefSeq and is a predicted model, not a curated record. The transcript is spliced from 2 exons. The coding region runs from base 65 to 937 and encodes 290 amino acids. NCBI's taxonomy places the organism in Eukaryota, Metazoa, Mollusca, Bivalvia, Pectinida, Pectinidae.